GCGCAGGCGCAGAGCCGCCGGCCCCGCCCCCUCGCCGCCGAGCCCGGUUCCCCCGCGCGCGACACGCGCCGGCCGCUCGAUGGCGGACCCCGAGCUGCAGCUGGUGGCGCGGCGCAUCCGCAGCUUCCCGGACUUCCCCGUCCCGGGGGUGCUGUUCAGGGACAUCUCGCCGCUCCUGAAGGACCCCGCCGCCUUCCGCGCGUCCAUCGGCCUCCUGGCGCGCCACCUGAGACAGACGCACGGCGGCGACAUCGACUACGUCGUGGGCCUGGACUCCCGAGGCUUUCUGUUCGGCCCAUCCCUGGCCCAGGAGCUUGGCUUGGGCUGCGUGCUCGUCCGAAAACGAGGGAAGCUGCCCGGCCCCACUGUGUCUGCCUCAUACACCCUGGAGUAUGGCAAGGCGGAGCUGGAAAUCCAGAGAGACGCCUUGGAGCCAGGGCAGAAGGUGGUCGUCGUGGACGAUCUGCUGGCCACUGGCGGAACCAUGCGGGCAGCCUGUGAGCUGCUGAGCCGGCUGCAGGCUGAGGUGCUGGAGUGCGUGAGCCUGGUGGAGCUGACGUCGCUGAAGGGCAGGGAGAAGCUGGCUCCGGUGCCCUUCUUUUCUCUCCUGCAGUUCGAGUGACAGCGCCGCGGCCGCCAGGGGGCACCGGCCAUCGGCCUGGACUUUUUUUUUUUAACGGUUUUGUGCAUGCAGUUGCCUUUUCAAAGUGCCUAGGCCGUGGUCUCGGUCCUUCCUGCGGGCUCUGGAUCUGGAGGUGCCAAGGCCUGGAGCUAGCAGUUCAGGCCAGGGCCCAGCCCCCUGCAGGUGCACUUAACAGACAGACGUGAAUAAACUGCUUUGUUAGA
Messenger RNA from Mustela lutreola (European mink), 846 nucleotides. RefSeq names its product adenine phosphoribosyltransferase (gene APRT). Gene Ontology annotation, cellular component: cytoplasm. Gene Ontology annotation, molecular function: AMP binding; adenine binding; adenine phosphoribosyltransferase activity. The coding region runs from base 80 to 622 and encodes 180 amino acids. Gene Ontology annotation, biological process: AMP salvage; adenine salvage. The record is from RefSeq and is a predicted model, not a curated record. The transcript has 5 exons. NCBI's taxonomy places the organism in Eukaryota, Metazoa, Chordata, Mammalia, Carnivora, Mustelidae.